This is a messenger RNA of Pseudomassariella vexata, 1722 nucleotides long. RefSeq names its product FAD binding domain-containing protein. Gene Ontology annotation, molecular function: FAD binding. The record is from RefSeq and is a predicted model, not a curated record. Bases 1 to 1722 code for a protein of 573 amino acids. NCBI's taxonomy places the organism in Eukaryota, Fungi, Ascomycota, Sordariomycetes, Amphisphaeriales, Pseudomassariaceae. The transcript is spliced from 2 exons.
AUGUCCUCCCCCGACCCAAUCCUCCCGGUCGCCAUCAUCGGCGCCGGUCCCGUUGGCCUUGUCUGCUCGGCGCUCCUCUCCCUUCGUGGAAUCAACCAUGUCGUUUUUGAAAAGUACCCGGGCACAUCAAUCCACCCCAAAGCCGUGGGCCUGAACCAGCGCACUAUCGAAAUUUUCCGGCACAUCGGCAUAGAAGCCGAGCUGAUCAAACACCGCGCUCCGGCUAAUUCCUUCAGCCACACGGCAUGGUACACCAACUUUGGUCCGCAGCGAACUGAGAUAUGCACGCGGACGGCGUGGGGUUUAGGAGGGCGCACGGAUGAGUACCUCAGGGCUAGUCCGUGCCAGUAUAGUAUCCUAGCGCAGAUUCGGCUCGAGCCUAUUUUGAGUCGAAGGGUGGGGGAGCUGAGUCCGGAUGCGGUGAGAUAUGGUAGGACUGUGGUGAAAGUGGUCGAGGAGGUGGAUCACGUGGUACUUCACAUUCAGAGCCGGGACAGUAAGAUCAAGGAGCAGGUUCGGGCAAAGUACGUGCUUGGAGCGGAUGGAGGCCGUGGAUUGAGUGAAAGCCUAGGGAUCGAGUGGGAAGGAAAGUCGGAUCUGGUGGACAUGGUAACGGCACACUUCAAGGCCGAACUGGCGCCGGUGCACCCUGACUUGAGGGCCUUGAUCGUAUUUCUGGUGAAUCCCAAGAUGAAGGGUAGUCGGGGUGGGGGGUUUCUAUACCAUCUUGGACCAUACUAUCCCAGCAGCGACACCAAAACAGACGAAUGGGUCUUUGCCACUCCACGACUUUCCGAGGACCCAUUGGAUUGGGAGAAGGAUGCCAUGAUUGCGAGGAUAAGGGCCAGUCUGGAGCUACCGGAUCUGGACGUCGAACUCCAGAGCGUCAGUAAGUGGACGGUCAACGCCAAAGUCGCUAAGCGAUAUAGAACCAAAGGCGAUCGUGUCUUUCUGGUUGGCGACGCUUGUCAUCGGAUACCCCCCUGGGGCGCGCUCGGCAUGAACACGGGCAUACAGGAUGCCAACAAUCUGAUCUGGAAGCUCGACCAAGUCCUGCGCCACGGCAACAUCAUGGACGCCGCGCUGGGCAUCACGCACCAGACGACUACAAAGCAGAACCUUGAGGCAGUCGCUGCGUUUCGCGAUCCCGAACAUCCCGAAUAUUGGACCAAAAGAGAGGCCGUGCAGAGGGCGUGCGACACACUCGACUACGAGUUCCACGCUCCGGGGCUCGAGAUCGGAUGGUUCUAUCCGAGCGCCGCCUCAGAUGGCGACGGCGACGCAACAUGCCACGACGGGCAGCUGAAUGAGGAUGGGACCUUCGACUUGCUAAAGUACCAUGCCUCGACCAUACCGGGCCACAAUCUGCCUCAUGCUUGGCUGAAGAGAGGCGAUAGUGUCGUUUCGACUGUUGAUUUAACUCAUCUGAGGAAGCUGACUUUGCUGGCAAGGGAUUCAACUGGCUGGGUCGAUCUUGAAAACGAGAAGAUACACGUUGAAGUUAUCGGAGCCAGCGAAGACGCUUGGGAAGAUCGUGAUGGCCGAUGGGCGGCACAAUGUGGAGUGGGACGCACGGGGGCUGUCAUGGUUCGUCCCGAUGGCAUUGUUGCUUGGAGGGCACAUGCGUGGGAUGCAAGUUUCGUUGCUGUCGUGCCCGACGUAGUGACAGAUCUCUUGAAGGGCCGAGUGAACAAGCGCCACAUCUCACCAACAAAGGGGUGA